Corvus hawaiiensis (hawaiian crow) is the source of this 3492-nucleotide messenger RNA. RefSeq names its product TNF receptor associated factor 1 (gene TRAF1). The transcript has 11 exons. The record is from RefSeq and is a predicted model, not a curated record. Gene Ontology annotation, cellular component: plasma membrane signaling receptor complex; cytoplasmic side of plasma membrane. Lineage: Eukaryota; Metazoa; Chordata; Aves; Passeriformes; Corvidae. Gene Ontology annotation, biological process: positive regulation of JNK cascade; protein K63-linked ubiquitination; tumor necrosis factor-mediated signaling pathway. Gene Ontology annotation, molecular function: ubiquitin protein ligase binding; tumor necrosis factor receptor binding; zinc ion binding. Bases 404 to 2071 code for a protein of 555 amino acids.
AUUUGGGGCAGGGGCUGCCCCGAGCGCCCAGGGGGAACUUGGCGCUGUGCCCGCGCUCCGGGCAGGCAGGACUUUCUGUCUGAGUCCCCGGCCACCAUGGCAGACCCGCAUCACUCCGCUUUCAGGAACCAGCCACCAGAUUCUGCAUUUCAGCCCGCCCGGGGGAAUUUGCUCCGCGGGGCCUUUCCUCAGUCAAUUCCCCGUGCCCGCGGCCCGGCACAGCGCCGGUCCCCCGAGCAGGGGAAGCCCCGCUCCCGCCGGCCCCGGGGCGCGGUUCGGGCUCCCCGCUCCUCCCGGCCGGAGCGAGGCAGCAUCGCCGAAAUCCAGCCGAGCCGCCCGGCCGCAGCUCCGGUACCCGCGGUGAGCGCCCGCCCGGGGCCGCCGGGCUCAGGGCUCACUUCAGAUGGCCGAGAACACCCCCAGGAGCCUGCAGGACACCCCCGGCUCUUCUCCUGAUGAAAACGAGUUUCCUUUUGGAUACCCCACCAACAUUUGUGAGGAUGUGCCUGGUCAGAAGUACCUGUGCAGCAACUGCAACAACAUCCUGAAGAAAGCCCUGCAGACGCUGUGUGGGCACAGGUACUGCUCUGCCUGCCUCACCUGGAUCGUAAGAAACAAUAAAAAUGCAAUUUGCCAGAAAUGUAAAGAGGAAGAUCCCAACACUUUAAGUGAGGAAAGCCUAUUGGCAGAAGAAAGGGCUUUUGGUGAUGCUGCCAUUAAUAAAGAGAUUUCUGAACUCAGAGUCCACUGUGUGACCCUUGGAUGCAGCUGGUCUGGCAUCAUGAAAGAUUUUGAAGAGCAUCAGAGUUUAUGUGAAUAUGCUUUGAUCCCUUGUCACACUGGCUGUGGACAUGUGGUGAUGAGGAGGAAGCUGGCAGAUCACUUGGAAAAUGGAUGUGUCAAUAAUGUGACAGUGUGUCAGCAGUGCCAGUGCAGCUUGGCCAGCUCUGAAUACCAGGAGCAUUUGUGUGAAGGCAAGGAACAAAAACCUGUGCAAACAGAAACAGCUUCAAAGGAGAAGAGCUACUCUACAUCCUCAACCAACAAGGAUGGAUGUCGUUUCUCUGAAAUUGGCUGCACAUUUAGGGGAAGCAAAGAGAAGAUAAAGGAGCACGAGAAAUCCGCAGUGGGGGCCCACAUGCUGCUCCUGCUGCAGCACAUGAGGCAGCUGAAGGGAACCUUGUGCUCUGCUGCCAAAGCUGCACCGGGCUUCACCCCGCAGUCAGAGCUGAACCCAGUGAAGAGUGCAGGAAAAAGCAUCUCUGACCUGCAGAUCCCAGCAGGGCUGGAAAUCAGUGGGGAUCCAGAGGUGGACUGUUUCCCUGGAUCUUCUGUUCCUGAAGAUGAGUCUGUCCUGCACCAACUCGUGAGGGAGAAAGUGAUUUCUGAGCUAGAAAAUAAGCUGCAUGUGUUUGAGAACAUUGUGGCAGUGCUCAAUAAGGAGGUGGAGAGCUCUAAUUUGGAAAUCCUGGCCUUCCGGAGACAGAGCGAACUGGACCAGAACAUAAUACGGGGCCUUGAGCUGAAGAUUGCAGAGUUGCACCGGUGCCUGACGCAGAAGGACGCAGGCCUGAGCAGCCUGCACAAGAGCCUGCUGUUCUCCGAGCAAGCCUCCUACGACGGGAUCUUCCUCUGGAAAAUAACAGACGUUGGCAGGAAGCUCCAGGACUCUGUGACUGGCAGGACAGUCGGUUUGUAUUCCCCAGCUUUCUACACUGCAAAGUAUGGCUACAAGGUGUGUCUGAGGGUGUACCUGAACGGGGAUGGGACAGGGAAAGGAACCCACAUGUCCCUGUUCUUCGUUGUCAUGAAAGGAGACUACGACGCUUUGCUCCCGUGGCCUUUCAGGCACAAGGUGACAUUUAUGUUGCUCGACCAAAAUAACAGGGAACACAUAAUUGAUGCCUUUCGCCCGGACCUGACUUCUGCAUCGUUCCAGAGGCCAGUGAACGACAUGAAUGUGGCCAGUGGCUGCCCCAUGUUCCUCCCCUUGUCCAAACUGCAGUCCCCCAAGCACGCCUACAUAAAAGAGGACACGCUUUUCCUUAAAUGCAUCAUAGAAACAAAUUAGCAAAUCCUGAAAUACGCUUGUACACAGAAGUCACCUGCUGAAUGUCAACAGAUUAUGAGAAAAAAGCCAUCAGUUUGAGAGCUUGUGUUAGUUUUUGUGUACACAAAAUGCACAGAGCCUGAGCCUGCAUCCCCUGCAUCCACUGCCAUCACCUGGAGCUGCCCCCGUGCAGCAGCUGCUGGAAUGGGAUUGUUUCACCAAACCAGGCAAUUCUCAUGGUUUAGGUGUCAGUCUCAGUCACCCCCACCCCACACUCGUGGAGAAGGGGCUGUUCUUCCUCCCAGCUGGCCCUGCUGUGGCUGUGGUGCUGCCGGGGUGCCUGGCAGGGAGUGUGGCUGGAUUCCCUUCCCUGGGAUGGACAGGUUUGUGGGGUGAGGCUGAGCAGUCCCAUCCUCGGGCAGCCCUGCAGGGUGUGCAGCUCCCUUUCCCGGCAGGGAGGGAGGGAGCUCCUGUCAGCCCUCGCUGGCUGGCAGCCGCAGGGGGGGAUUUUGGCUGUUCCCCAGUGGGAGCAGGGACAGAUUCCUUCCCCUGAGGCUCAGAUCAGGUGUCUCUGUGCUUCCCCAUGACCUUGGAAGCCAAGAGUGUGGCCAGCGCUGGUGGCUGCAGUCCCUUCCCCAGGGGAUUUAUUUCUUGCUGUUUAUUUCAGACCCCUCUUUCAGUGCUCUGUAAGGAGAUGUUGUGUUGCAUCAGCAGACAAGGACCAGAUUACACUGUGCCUUCGGGGAAUCACCUCUUGGAUUUCCAAAGGAGGCCUGGGACUUUCCCACUGUGGAUACAGAGCUCUGGGAAGGCCAGAGCUCUGCUCCAGGUGGGGUCAGAGUUUGGUUUAAUGUCCAGUCACUUCCUGAACCUUCAAGGCAGGUGACUUAUUAGAAAUUAUUGAUUUCUUUUUUGCUUAAUUCCUUUUGUGUGCUCUGAUGUUUAAGUUUCUUUGCACGCUAAAAUAGAAUUAACUGCUGGAAAUGGUUUUGUUCUUUUUGGGUUUUCUAAUGGAGGUAAAGAAUGAAUAAUUUUUUUAAUAACUGAGACAAGCUUGGGACCGUCUGCAUGUGUGCAAAAUCUCUCACUUCUAUCUUGGCAACAGCCUUUAAAAUAAUUAGUUGUGAUAAAGCAUCAAAUUUCAAAACCACCCACCCCAUAAACAAAUAUCUAUCAAAGAUUGUUGGAAAGGAACUGGAUAUUCUUUGCCAUCACAUCUGUGUGUCUUUUCCUCUAUUCUAUCUUUCAAAUGUUCUUCCAGGGACAGAAAGUGAUUUUUUCCAGCUAUGUGCCAGCCCCUGUCACGACACUGGAGUAAUUUACCUAAAUAUAUUAUGCUUUUCCUGGCUGUAUCACUAUGACAAGUGCUGUAUUUAUUAAAAUCAUUCAUAUUUUCUUACAAUUUUAUUUAUUUCCUAAAUAAAGCUCACUAACUUAAGAAA